GUGAUUGGAGAAUAGGUUGGGGGAGUCAGAUAACGUUCACACGACAGACACGCAAUGAUUCAAUGAAAACUACAGACAUUUCUAGCUUCGUUGGUCGAAUUCAUGUGAUAUCUGCUGUUAACGCAUGACAAAUUGGGUGACUGAGCGAGCGACAGAUGAGUGACAGCACGGACACCCAGCUUUUUCACCUGGUGGACAUCUGAACUCUGGAAGAGUGAGGUGUGUGAGGAAGAUGCUGGGCUCAGAGCAGGGAGGAGUGGUGGAGGAAUGGUUGUCAGAAUUCAAGACUCUACCAGAAACCCACAUCUCCACCUAUGCAGGCAGCCUUCACCUGAAGAAGUCUCUGGUGCCAGCUCUCUACAGAGUCAUCCAGGACAGCAGCAGUGAGCUCCUUGAGCCUGUCUGUCACCAGCUGUUUGAGAUGUACCGGAGCUCUGAGGACCGCCUGAGACGCUUCACACUGCAGUUCCUUCCAGAGCUGGUCUGGGUGUACCUCCGCAUCACCGCCAGCAGGGACCGCCAGAGCAACGGCUGCAUAGAGGCCUUGCUGCUGGGCAUAUACAACCUGGAGAUUGUGGACAAAGAUGGGAACAGCAAGCUCCUGUCGUUCACCAUCCCCUCCCUGUCCAAGCCCUCUGUGUAUCACGAGCCCUCCAGUCUGGGCUCCAUGGGUCUGACCGAGGGAGCUCUGAGUCAUCAUGACCUCAUCAGGGUCGUCUACAGCGGGCUGCACCCUCAGAGAGAAACUUUCACUGCCCAGAACAGGUUUGAAGUGCUGUGUUUCCUCAUGUUGUGCUACAACUCUGCUGUGGUCUACAUGCCUCUCUCCUCCUACCAGUCUGUCUGCAGGAUGAGCUCACGGUUGUGUGUAUGUGGUUUCCCGCAGCAGCAGCAGAAAGUGUGGAGAGAGCCGUGUAACCGUGUGGUUCUGGACCCAGAGUUCAUGGUCCAGAUGCUUACCGCUGUGUACCAUGCCAUAUAUAAUGGCGAGUGGGAGAUGGGGAAGGAAGCUCUGGAAGACAUCCUCUACAGAGCUCAGCUGGAACUCUACUCUCAGCCCCUACUGCUGGGUAACGCUAUGAAGAGUUCCCUGCCAGACAACGCUCCAGACGAGACGCGAGGCAGGAAGGUCCUUCAGGUGGAGGUCACUCCAACCGUCAGUCGCAUCUCCCGCUCCGCCAUCACUGCCGCAUCCAUCAGACGACACCGCUGGAAGAGGGAGGAUGCUGAUGGGAUGAGUGUAGGUGAGGAGUCAUUCAACCUCAACGACCCAGACGAGGGUUUCUCCUCAGGGGCUUCCAACAGCAGCCAGCCCAGCGCCACCAAGCCUGGGGGCCCCGGGCCCCGGGGGGGUAGUCAGAAGAGCAGCAGCGUCAAGAAGACUGUCACUGCCAGACUGUCCCGAGAGAGAGAGCGGGAGCUGAUGCAUAGGGAGAAGGAGAUGGAGAAGAUGAAAGACCAGGAGAGAGCGAGGGAGAAGGAGAGAGAGCUGGAGAGAUGGAGGGAGAAGGAGAGGCAGAGAGAGAGGGUGGCGGAGAGUCGCAGGGAGCUGUUCUCCGCCGUGGUGGCCACUCCCACAGCAGCUCUGAGACGACGUCAGCAAACACAGACCCCUUCCCCUGCUCCUCCCCCCGUCACCAUGGACACCAUCGACAUCGAGCUCAGCCCAAUCAAGAAGCAGCAGUCCUUCCCUGGCCCCUGCCCCAGCCCCUCCCCCGGCACACUGGUCCGAACAGCCAGCUCCGCCUCCUCCAAGUCGUUGUAUGAAGGUGUGAACAUGAACCUGAACGGCAGCAUUAGCAGCCUGGGGAGGGCUCUGGGAGGUUCUGGGGGGCUGGAGGGGGCUCUGGGAGGGCUGGGUGCCAGCGUGGGGGGAGGAGGGACCCACCGCUACUCCACCAUCAGCCUGCAGGAGGAGGUGCUGGCCCGGCCUGAGGAGAACCAGGAGCUACUCUCCUCGGGAGCGCCCCUCACCAAGCAGUCCCGCUCCCCCAGCUUCAACAUGCAGAUCAUAUCACAGGUGUAGCCUAGCCUGGUGGGGUUGGCGGGGGGGCCUGGCAGGGCGGGAACUGGUGUGGAGGUAGACUCGCGCACACACAUAUAGACACACAAAUUAAUACAUGCAUAUAUAUACAGGUGUGUGUGUAUAUAUAUAUAUAUAUAUAUGUAUAUAUAUAUAUAUAUAUAUAUAUAUAACACACACACACACACACACACAUCUCACACCCAGCAGUCGGUCUCUGUUUCCUAUUGUUCCGACUGGAACCCCACCCCGUUUGGCUGAAGCCCACCCCCUGUAUGGCUGAAGCCCACCCCCUGUAUGGCUGAAGCCCACCCCCUGUUUGGUUGAAUGGCCACUAAGCCCAGGGUCUUCUACCCUGUAGAGAGCGAGACUAAUGUUUUGACAAAUAGCAGAGGGCUUUUGUCUUCGUGUUCAAUUGUAUACAUAGUCAAUCUAUUUGAAACUUAACUGAGAAUGGGAGUGUAUAGUCAGUCAUCUGACCAGACUUCCACUACCUAGAGUUAGGGUUCUGUCCUACUGCUAUCCUGGGUCUGGGUCUCCCUGAAGGAACACACCAUUCCACCUCUGACAGACAAAGCCACAAACACACCAUUCCACCUCUGUGACAGGCAGAGACCCACAGAAACACACCAUUCCACCUCUGUGACAGGCAGAGACCCACAGAAACACACCAUUCCACCUCUGUGACAGGCAGAGACCCACAGAAACACACCAUUCCACCUCUGUGAUAGGCAGAGACCCACAGAAACACACCAUUCCACCUCUGUGACAGGCAGAGACCCACAGAAACACACCAUUCCACCUCUGUGACAGGCAGAGACCCACAGAAACACACCAUUCCACCUCUGUGACAGGCAGAGACCCACAGAAACAUACCAUUAGACAGGAGUAGGACAACACCCCAUUAGACAGCAGCAGGACAACACCAUUAGACAGCAGUAGGACAACACACCAUUAGACAGCAGUAGGACAACACACCAUUAGACAGCAGUAGGACAACACACCAUUAGACAGCAGCAGGACAACACCAUUAGACAGCAGCAGGACAACACCAUUAGACAGCAGUAGGACAACACCAUUAGACAGCAGCAGGACAACACCAUUAGACAGCAGUAGGACAACACCAUUAGACAGCAGUAGGACAACACACCAUUAGACAGCAGUAGGGCAACACACCAUUAGACAGCAGUAGGACAACACACCAUUAGACAGCAGUAGGGCAACACACCAUUAGACAGCAGUAGGACAACACACCAUUAGACAGCAGUAGGACAACACACCAUUAGACAGCAGUAGGACAACACACCAUUAGACAGCAGUAGGACAACACACCAUUAGACAGCAGUAGGGCAACACCAUUAGACAGCAGCAGGACAACACCAUUAGACAGCAGCAGGACAACACCAUUAGACAGCAGUAGGACAACACACCAUUAGACAGCAGCAGGACAACACCAUUAGACAGCAGCAGGACGACACACCAUUAGACAGCAGCAGGACGACACACCAUUAGACAGCAGCAGGACGACACACCAUUAGACAGCAGUAGGACGACACACCAUUAGACAGCAGUAGGACAACACCAUCACACAGCAGUAGGACAACACACCAUUAGACAGCAGUAGGGCAACACCAUUAGACAGCAGUAGGGCAACACCAUUAGACAGCAGUAGGGCAACACCAUUAGACAGCAGUAGGACAACACCAUUAGACAGCAGUAGGGCAACACACUUAGCAGCAGGGAAACACCAUUAGACAGCAGCAGGACAACACCAUUAGACAGCAGCAGGACAACACCAUUAGACAGCAGCAGGACAACACACCAUUAGACAGCAGCAGGACAACACACCAUUAGACAGCAGCAGGACAACACACCAUUAGACAGCAGCAGGACAACACACCAUUAGACAGCAGCAGGACAACACACCAUUAGACAGCAGUAGGACAACACACCAUUAGACAGCAGUAGGACAACACACCAUUAGACAGCAGUAGGACAACACACCAUUAGACAGCAGUAGGACAACACACCAUUAGACAGCAGUAGGACAACACACCAUUAGACAGCAGUAGGACAACACACCAUUAGACAGCAACACACCAUUAGACAGCAGCAGGACAACACCAUUAGACAGCAGCAGGACAACACCAUUAGACAGCAGCA
Molecule: messenger RNA, 4186 nt
Organism: Oncorhynchus mykiss (rainbow trout)
Lineage: Eukaryota; Metazoa; Chordata; Actinopteri; Salmoniformes; Salmonidae
Product: hyccin 2
Biological process (GO): phosphatidylinositol phosphate biosynthetic process; protein localization to plasma membrane
Cellular component (GO): plasma membrane
Source: RefSeq, a predicted model, not a curated record